Austrofundulus limnaeus is the source of this 990-nucleotide messenger RNA. RefSeq names its product trace amine-associated receptor 1-like. Gene Ontology annotation, biological process: G protein-coupled receptor signaling pathway. NCBI's taxonomy places the organism in Eukaryota, Metazoa, Chordata, Actinopteri, Cyprinodontiformes, Rivulidae. Gene Ontology annotation, cellular component: membrane. The transcript has a single exon. The coding region runs from base 1 to 990 and encodes 329 amino acids. Gene Ontology annotation, molecular function: trace-amine receptor activity. The record is from RefSeq and is a predicted model, not a curated record.
AUGGAAAUAAAAAAUACUGUCAACAGAACUAAUUUAGGGCCUGCCUUACAUCCCUGCUAUGAAAUCGAUCAGUUCAGUUAUAAACUAACUACAACCCCUUCUGCAAUUUGUGUAAUAUUAUAUGGUUUUCUUACACUUUUGUCUGUUGUCACAGUUUGUGGAAACCUCCUUGUAAUAAUCUCUGUGCUUUACUUCAGACAACUCCACACUCCUACUAAUUUCCUCAUUCUGUCUCUGGCUGUUGUUGACCUGCUUGUUGGGAUUCUAGUUUUUCCUUUCAGUAUGACAUUCUCUCUAAGCAUAUGUUUGUAUUAUAGAGGUUUAUUUUGCAAGAUACGAGAUACUUUCGUKAUACUGUUUAGCACAUGCUCUAUCAUACAUCUAAGUUGCAUUUCUGUGGAUAGAUAUUAUGCAGUGUGUCAGCCCCUAACAUACAAAACCAAAAUCAGUCAUCAUGUAGUUGUCUUCAUGAUCACUGUAAGCUGGGGUGCUUCUGUGCUUAUUGGAGUUGGACUGAUAAUACCUGGAUUAAGAAAUGAACAAUGUGAUGAAACAUGUUUUAUUGAUGUUCUCAUAGCAAACACAGUUGGACCUAUAUUUUCAUUUUACCUUCCAGUUGUCAUAAUGUUGUGCAUCUACCUGAAGAUUUUCCUUGUUGCAGAGAAACAGGCAAGAAGCAUUCAAACAACAAUGAGGUGUGCAGCAACUGCCAGUAAGAUGGAAAAAAAAGCCACCAAAACCUUGGCUACUGUUCUGGGAGUGUUUCUUUUUUGUUGGACUCCCUUCUUUGUUUGUUUUACUUUUAUGUUUCAUGGUAAAAAAGCAGUUCCGGUUCCUGUAAUUGAAACGCUUAACUGGCUGGCCCUAACAAAUUCAACUUUGAACCCAUUCAUUUAUGCUUUCUUUUAUAGCUGGUUCAAAACAGCCUUCAAAAUUAUCAUAUCUGGAAAAACAUUACACAGUAACUUUGCCAACAUAAAGCUGCAAUGA